This is a messenger RNA of Dreissena polymorpha, 13702 nucleotides long. Its product is annotated as dynein axonemal heavy chain 7-like. Lineage: Eukaryota; Metazoa; Mollusca; Bivalvia; Myida; Dreissenidae. Gene Ontology annotation, cellular component: dynein complex. Gene Ontology annotation, molecular function: ATP binding; dynein intermediate chain binding; dynein light intermediate chain binding. The transcript has 74 exons. The coding region runs from base 149 to 12205 and encodes 4018 amino acids. Gene Ontology annotation, biological process: microtubule-based movement. The record is from RefSeq and is a predicted model, not a curated record.
AAAUCGGCCAUUUUGCCGAACCAACUGCUAAACAUAAACAACCAGUUGGCAAGAAUUGUGUAAAUUGCACAUUGAAGAUUUAUGUUUAACAGAUAAAUAAAAAAAAAUCUGGUGCAUGGUGCUAAGGUUUUAACCAGGAUUUACAGAGAUGGCUGAAAUUCAGCCUAGUCCAAGAGGUAAUGGAGGGAGCAAGGGCAAGGGCACAAAUGAUCCGAUCCGGUUUUUACCGGUGCUCCCAUCCAAGCGAACAAAACCCACAUGGGAACAGAACCCGCCAUCAUUUGUGCUGUCUGGGAAAAUACCCGAGGAUGAUGGGAAAGACCAUAUUGAUUUGAUUGGGGAACUGACAGCAAGGGACCCCAAACGACGGAAGCCAAACAAAUUAAAGCCAAUAACAGAAAAACAGAAUGGCACAGAUGUUACACAGUUUCAGCAGCCAAAGAAAGACCGCGAAAACUUCCGAAAGUCAUUGGUGGACAUAAUCAUGCAAGAGGAAGGUGUCCAACAAACCAACAUGGCGUCUGCCACGGGUGAACUGCAGCCUCUCUCUAGAACUGGGUCACCCACUGCCGCGGAAAAAGAUAUACUGCGCUACUACUACUAUAUCCACCACGGCAUAGACACGGAACACGUGGCUCCCAUGGAGGAUUCCUGGCUGGAGAACGUGCUUGCUCUGAUAUCCACCGAACUCAAGGAGGGUCAUAACGAGACCAUCGACAAUCUCUCAGACGAGAUGAGGGAGGACUACCUGCUAAGUGUCAAGAAAGCUAUAGUUGACUUCGUCUUGAAAGACCCGCGUGAGCGCGACGACGAGAAGAAAGUUAAGUUGGCACCACACCGCGAGGAGCUCAUGGUGGUACCGAAACCCUGGAACCGUUCCUACCUGCUCGGACUUGAACUCAUGUCUGAGAAUCUGCACGUGACCAACCCCUGUAUGCUGCAGGUGCUGGACCUCUGGCACGGGACAUUUGGUGGCCUGAGGUUCAUUGACAUCGAGGAAUUCCACGCACGCCAAGACUCCAUGGAGCUGCAGAAUUUCCAGGCCCUCUGUCUGCGACACAUCGAUUCGGCCAAGGAAAAACUACUGAAGAAAUGGUUCCCGGAAGUUCAGAACAUCUUCUACCAGGGCAACAAGAGGAAGCAGGUGCCCAGCAAUCAGGAUCAGGAGAAGCUUGAAUCCUUCUUCAACUGUGCAGCCACCUUGAUGACCGAGAAUCUGCAGCUGCUCACGCUGCUGUCUCUGAAAGACUACCAGGACCUGAUUGUCCAACCACCGACGUCUACGCGAGCUUACGAGCACCCGGGCUUCAUCAUGCGUCUGAUCCUUGACAACACACAGAUCAAGUUCGAGCCCACAUUCAAUGACUUUGAGGUCAUCCUACUGAACGUGUUCGACGUGAUGAUCAAGGCAUCACAGGUGGUGCCCAGGGUGGAGACGAAACUCUACUCAGAAUGGAGCGGAGACAAAUCUAAGGCAACACUGAAACCAGUCAUCCUGGAGGAUAUACUUGAGAGACACAAGGUCGCGGUCCGCGAACUCAUCAAGCAGGAGAGCAUUGGGCCUAUAGAGCACAGCAAAAUAUACGAUAAAUACAACUUCCUUAUCUCCAAACAGGCGGACACAGAUGUCGAACAGUUCCUGAAGGAGACGCACACGUUUGAUGAAUACAAGAAGGAAGUGGAGAAGUACCAUCGUCUGGUCGAGGAAAUCACCUACAACUCAAUCAAGAAUGGGAGGGGAAAGGUGUUGAGACUAGGAAUGUUUGAGCUUCACUGCGAUGAUUUGAUUCGUGCCCUCUCCAAGCGUGCAGAUGCUUUGUGCACGAAACUGCUUGGACGUAUGGCUCGUGACCACCAAGAGGAAAAUAAAAUACUCUGCGACGACUAUGAGCAGAUUGCAGAGAAAGCACUGACGACGCCUUCCAAUACGGAGGCCCUGAUGGAACUGAAGCAGUACAUCGAGAAAGUAGAGUCCGACAUCAUCUUCAAGAUGGAGAAGCGCCUGUACCAAUCCCAGGAACGCCUCUCCUUCCUCUCAGACUUCGCGCAGUUCAGUCCAGCGGAGAUUCGUGUGAAUGCGAACGUAUUCAUGUGGCACGGACGUAUGCCUGCAGUCUUCGAGGAGCACAAACUGAUCAUCUCAGAGAAACGCUCGCAGUACGAAGAUAACUUGAAGUUGCGUCGAGACCGCUUCAUUGAGGAGAUGGAGGGCUACGCGAAGCAGGUGGAGGAGUUUGCAACAUUCGGAGACAUGUCUGAUAUACAAAAGUACCUUCGCAAGUCUCAGGCCCUCAGUAACAAACUGGAGCAAGCGGCUGAGAAGAUUGAGAAUUUCAACAAUGAGGAGGAAGCGUUUGGCUGGCAGACCACAGCGUACCCCCAGCGUCAACAGAUCAUGACCACACUGAAACCUUACCUGCAGCUGUAUGAGACUACCGUGGACUUCAACAACAAAUACAAGGACUGGAUGGACGGACCAAUGUCUGGCUUGAAUCCGGACGAUGUUGAGCAAGAGGUUGGCAACUUCUGGCGUGGACUCUACAAACUGGAGAAGGCGUUCGAGUCCGUACCAGCUGCAAAGAAGAUAGCCGGCAAGGUGAAGUCCAAAGUAGAAGAGUUUCGCGAACACAUGCCCCUCAUCUCUACACUCUUCAACCCGGGCCUGCGCGAUCGUCACUGGGAGAAGAUCUCGGAGAUCGUCGGCUAUUCGCUGAAGCCAGACGACAGCUCCUGUCUGACGCGCUUCGUGGAUAUGAACCUCGACCAGUUUAUAUCGAAGUUCGAGACGAUAAGUGAGGCGGCAAGCAAAGAAUACUCGCUGGAGAAGGCGAUGGAUAAGAUGAAGACAGAGUGGGGACCGAUUGAGUUCACCAUUAUCUCGUACCGUGACACGGGCACUUCAAUCCUGUCCUCGGUGGACGACAUUCAGCUGCUAUUGGACGACCACAUUGUGAAGACACAGACCAUGCGUGGGUCCCCUUUCAUCAAGCCUUUUGAAGUGGAAAUUAAGGACUGGGAAGGCAAGCUGAUGCUGUUACAAGAUGUACUGGAUGAGUGGCUCAAGGUGCAGGCCACCUGGCUCUACCUGGAGCCCAUUUUCUCCUCCCCCGACAUCAUGGCCCAGAUGCCUGAAGAGGGACGCAGGUUUACAACAGUCGACAAGAACUGGCGCGACAUCAUGAAGGCGUCCUUGCUGGACAAACACGUGCUCGAGGUGAUCAAGAUCGACAAGCUUCUCGAGCGUCUGAAGAAGUCCAACGAACUGCUCGAACUCAUUCAAAAGGGUCUGAACGAUUACCUGGAAAAGAAGCGGCUGUACUUCCCGCGCUUCUUCUUCCUGUCCAACGACGAGCUGCUUGAGAUCCUGUCCGAGACCAAGGACCCGAAGCGAGUGCAGCCGCACUUGAAGAAGUGUUUUGAGGGCAUUGCAAAGCUGGAGUUUACGGACGUGCUAGACAUCACGCACAUGCUGAGCAGUGAGGGAGAGGUGGUGCAACUGCGUGACGUGAUCUCGACCUCAAAGGCUCGCGGCCAGGUGGAGAAGUGGCUCCUGGAGCUGGAGGCUGACAUGCUUUCCUCAUUGCACAAGGUGACCGGUGAAUCCCUGGAGGCGUACAAGACUCAGCCAAGGUCUGCGUGGGUCAAGGCCUGGCCCGGUCAGUGUGUACUGGCUGUUACGGCCAAGUACUGGACGGACUUCAUUCACGAGGCCAUCAGGAAGGGCGGCAAUGCUCUCCAGCUGUACCUUGACCUGAACAACAAACAGAUCGACGAGAUUGUUGCCAUGGUGCGCGGCAAGCUGUCAAAACAGAACCGUACAACACUUCAAGCCUUGAUUGUAUUGGACGUUCACGCGAGAGACGUGCUGGCCAAUCUCGUGUCUCUGAACAUCUCCAGUGAGUUUGACUUCAACUGGCUCAGUCAGCUCCGAUAUUACUGGGAGGAUGAUCGCAUGGUAACCAGGAUGAUCAACGCCAUGUUGAAGUACGGCUAUGAGUAUCUCGGAAACUCAGGCCGCCUUGUGAUCACCCCCCUCACUGACAGAUGUUACAGGACCCUGUUUGGUGCCCUGCAGCUGCAUCUGGGUGGCGCCCCGGAGGGCCCGGCAGGAACCGGUAAGACUGAGACCACCAAGGAUCUCGCCAAGGCCGUUGCCAAGCAGUGCGUCGUCUUCAACUGCUCCGACGGUCUGGAUUACAUCGCCCUCGGGAAAUUCUUCAAGGGCCUUGCAUCGUGUGGCGCCUGGUCAUGCUUCGACGAGUUCAACCGUAUCGACCUUGAGGUGUUGUCUGUCGUAGCUCAGCAGAUCCUGACCAUCCAAAGAGCCAUUAAUAGUGGUGCAGACAGCCUGGUGUUUGAAGGCACAGAGAUCCGACUGGACCCAACCUGCUCCGUGUUUAUCACCAUGAACCCUGGUUACGCUGGCCGUUCUGAGCUGCCUGACAACCUUAAGGCUUUGUUCCGUACAGUGGCGAUGAUGGUGCCAGAUUACGCGCUUAUCGCUGAGAUCUCGCUGUACUCGUGCGGUUUCGUGAAUGCCCGCCCGUUGUCAAUCAAGAUCGUGGCGGUGUACAGACUGUGCUCGGAGCAGCUGUCUUCCCAACAUCACUACGACUACGGCAUGAGGGCCGUCAAGUCUGUCUUGACAGCUGCCGGAAACUUAAAGCUGAAAUACCCAGACGAGGACGAGAACAUUCUGAUGCUACGUUCCAUCAUUGACGUCAACCUUCCGAAGUUCUUGAGCCACGACCUGCCCCUAUUCCAUGGUAUCACUUCGGAUCUCUUCCCCGGCGUGAAACUUCCCGAACCAGAUUACGAAAUCCUCAAUGAGCAUGUGCGGGACAACUGCGUCAAGAUGAAUCUGCAGUGUGUUGACUUCUUCCUCGAGAAAAUACAGCAGAUCUACGAGAUGAUGAUUGUGCGUCAUGGUUUCAUGAUUGUCGGUGAACCAUUCGGUGGCAAGACCUCCGCCUACAGAGUGCUGGCCGCAGCCCUUGGCGACAUUCAUGAGAAAGGUCUGAUGGAAGAGAACAAGGUUCAGAUUACUGUGAUCAACCCAAAGGCCAUCACCAUGGGUCAGCUCUACGGCUGCUUUGACCCGGUCUCACACGAGUGGUCAGACGGUGUGCUGGCCGUGUCGUACAGAGCUUUCGCCACAUCAACUACACCAGACAGGAAGUGGCUGAUAUUUGACGGCCCUGUUGAUGCCAUCUGGAUCGAGAACAUGAACACUGUGCUGGACGACAACAAGAAGCUGUGCCUGAUGAGCGGAGAGAUCAUCCAGCUCGCGCCCACCACCAACCUGAUGUUUGAACCCAUGGACCUUGAGGUUGCCUCCCCUGCCACGGUCUCCCGCUGCGGCAUGAUCUACAUGGAGCCGUCCACCCUGGGCUGGCGGCCGCUGGUCAAGUCGUGGCUCAAGGAUAUGCCCCCAGCGGUCAACGAGAUGCACAAGAGCACCAUUCAUGACCUGUUUGAGAGGUUCUGCGACGCCUGCAUCCAGCUGAUCAGGAAGGGCGGAGUCAAGGAGCUAGCGCCCACAUCGGACACCAACCUGAUCAAGUCCCUCAUGAACCUGAUGGAUGUUCAGAUGGACGAGUUUCAGGACGAGGCCAAGAUCUCUGCCAUGGAGGAGCGGGAGACCAUGACAUGGCUUGAGAGCAUUUUCUUCUUUGCGCUGACCUGGUCUGUCGGUGGCUCGUGCACAGAUGAUGGCAGGGUGAAGUUUGACAAACUUCUCAAGGAACUUAUGUCGGGAGGCAUGUCAGAGGAUACAAGAUUGAAGCUCAGUCUGCCAGAGCUGGUUGAACCCCCAAUGAAGCCCUACAUGAACCCCUAUCCACCCAAGGGCCGCGUCUACGAUUACAAGUUUGUCAAGGAGGGAGCAGGAAAGUGGGUACCGUGGACAGAAGAGCUGAAGGACACGCCUCCCAUACCCAAGGACGUGAUGUUUAAUGAGAUCAUCGUACCGACCGUGGAUACCGUACGGUACACCCACAUCAUGAACCUUCUGGUACAGCACCAGAAAGCCAUCCUCUUUGUGGGACCGACCGGUACCGGCAAGAGUGUGUAUGUUACGGAUUUCCUCCUGAACAAGCUGGACAAGGAAGUAUACAAGCCAAACAUCAUCAACUUCUCGGCACAGACCAGCGCCAACCAGACCCAGAACAUCAUCAUGUCUAAGCUGGACAAGCGCCGUAAGGGUGUCUUCGGACCGCCCCUGGGAAAGAGAGCCAUUGUGUUUGUUGAUGACCUGAACAUGCCCCUACUGGAGCAGUUUGGCGCUCAGCCCCCCAUAGAGUUGCUACGUCAGUGGCUCGACCACUGGACCUGGUAUGACCUCAAGGACGUGGUGCCCUUGAAACUCAUCGACAUUCAGCUGUGUGCCGCCAUGGGACCGCCUGGUGGUGGCCGCAACCCUAUCACUCCUCGAUUCGCGCGUCACUUCAACAUGGUGACGAUCAACGAGUUUGAUGAUGAAGCCAUGGUUACGAUAUUCCGAAAGAUUAUGGAGUGGCACAUAUCAUCUCGAGGAUUCAGCAAUGAGUUCAAGCCGUGCGUGGACCAGAUCGUUCAGGGCACGCUGCACGUCUACAAGGAGGCCAUGCAGCAACUACUGCCCACCCCUGACAAGUCGCACUACCUGUUCAACACUCGAGACUUCGGGCGGGUCAUACAGGGUGUGCUGCUGUCUACGCCAGAGACCAUGGAGGAACCCGCGUCCAUGAAGCGACUCUGGGUCCAUGAGGUCUUCCGGGUCUACUACGACCGUCUUGUGGACGACAAAGACCGAGACUGGCUCUUCAACUUCACGCGUGAAACGUGCAAGGAAAAACUCAGGGAAGACUUCGACCAGCUGUUCAUUCACUUAGACUUUGAUAAUGAUGGAAAGGUCACAGAAGAUGACCUCCGCAGUUUGGUUUACUGCGAUUUUGCCGAUCCGAAAUCGGACUCGAAGCAUUACGUGGAGGUCCGCGAUUUGGAGCAGCUUCGACACGUGGUGGAGAAUUAUCUGGAAGAGUUUAAUAACAUGAGCAAGAAGCCUAUGAACCUUGUGUUGUUCAGAUUCGCCAUUGAGCAUGUGUCAAGAAUUGCACGCAUCAUCAAGCAGCCGAGAAGCCACGCCCUCCUAGUGGGAGUGGGUGGAUCUGGUCGACAGUCGCUGACACGCCUUGCUGCACACAUGGCGGACUACGACCUGUUCCAAGUGGAGAUCUCGAAAUCAUACACAUCAGUGGAAUGGCGGGAGGAUCUGAAAAGAAUUCUACGGAAGGCUACUGAGACUGACAACCAUGGAGUGUUCCUGUUCUCUGAUACCCAGAUAAAACAAGAGUCGUUCUUGGAAGACAUCAAUAACCUGUUGAAUGCAGGUGAGGUUCCCAAUCUCUACCCUCUCGAUGAGAAACAGGAGAUCUGUGAGAAAAUGAGACAGCUUGAUCGACAACGUGAGAAGACCAAACAGACAGACGGCUCGCCGGUGGCGCUGUUCAACAUGUUUGUGUCUCGAGUCCGAGACCAGCUACAUAUCUGUCUCGCGAUGAGCCCCAUAGGAGAGGCUUUCAGGAACCGACUCAGGAAGUUCCCUUCUCUCGUCAACUGCUGCACAAUUGACUGGUUCCAGUCUUGGCCAGAAGACGCCCUCCAGGCAGUGGCGGCGCGGUUCCUUGAGGAAGUCGAGAUUGAUGACGAUGAACGUCACGGCUGCAUCGAGAUGUGCAAGAUGUUCCACACGUCCACGCGAGAACUGUCCGAGCGGUUCCUACUGGAGCUCGAGCGACACAACUACGUGACGCCAACGUCAUAUCUUGAGUUGAUCAACACGUUCAAGUCCCUGCUAGAUGUGAAACGGGGAGCGGUGAUGAAAAUGAAGCAGAGAUAUGAGGUUGGACUGGAGAAACUUGCGAGCGCCGCUUCCCAGGUGGCAGACAUGCAGAAAGAGCUUAUUGACCUCCAACCACAGCUCGUCCAGGCCAGCAAGGAUGUCGACGAGAUCAUGAUUGUCAUUGAGAAGGACUCCAUUGAGGUUGCCAAAGUGGAGAAGGUCGUGAAAGCGGACGAAGCCGUUGCCAACGAGCAAGCAAAGGCGGCAAAGGCGAUCAAAGACGAGUGCGAUGCCGACCUUGCGGAAGCCAUUCCGAUCCUGAACUCGGCCUUGGAGGCGCUGAACACUCUGACACCGCAGGACAUCACGAUCGUAAAGAGCAUGAAGAAGCCUACAAACAUCAUCCGACUUGUCCUGGAGGCUGUCUGCGUGAUCAAGGGAGUCAAACCGGACAGAAUUCCGGACCCGAGCGGUUCCGGCAAGAAGAUCGAGGACUACUGGGGGCCGUCCCUGAAGAUCCUUGGUGAUAUGAAGUUCCUAGAGCAGCUGAUCAACUUUGACAAGGACAAUAUUAACCCAGCCUACAUGAAACAGAUCCGCACCAAAUACAUAACGAACCCCGACUUUGACCCCGAUAAAGUGAGAGUCGCAUCCACUGCCUGCGAAGGUCUGUGCAAGUGGAUCAUGGCCAUGGAAUCUUAUGAUAGAGUUGCCAAAGUAGUCGCACCGAAGAAGAUUGCGUUGAAGAAGGCAGAGUCGGAACUGGCGACUGCCAUGGCGUCUCUGGAGAAGAAGCGAGCCUCGCUGAAGGAGGUCCAGGACAAGCUGAACAAGCUCACAGAGAAGCUGGCCUUCAACAAGCAGAAGAAAGUGGACCUCGAGAACCAGGUGGACUUGUGCACAAAGAAACUGGCCCGUGCAGAGCAGCUCAUUGGUGGGCUGGGAGGCGAGAAGGACAGAUGGGGGAAGGCAGCCAAGGACCUUGGAGUGAAGUACACCAACUGUACAGGAGACGUCCUGGUCUCAUCUGGGAUCGUAGCUUACCUCGGCUGUUUCACAUCCGCAUUCAGGACGGACCAGAUUGCCAGCUGGAUUGAGUCCGUGAAGACCCGCGGUAUCCCGUGCUCGGAGGACUUCUCCCUGAUUUCCACCCUCGGUGACCAGGUCAAGAUUCGUGCCUGGAACAUCGCUGGGCUGCCUACUGACACUUUCUCUGUAGACAACGGCAUCAUGUUGACCAAUUCCCGUCGCUGGCCCCUUAUGAUUGACCCUCAGGGCCAGGCUAACAAGUGGGUCAAGAACAUGGAGAAGGCCAACAAUGUGCACGUUAUCAAGCUCACCAAUCCAGACUUUGUGCGCACACUCGAGAACUGCAUCCAGUUCGGCACACCGGUUCUCCUGGAGAACGUCGGUGAGGAGUUGGACCCGAUGCUGGAGCCUCUGCUGCUGAAGCAGACGUUCAAGCAGGCCGGCGCCCUGUGCAUCCGUCUGGGUGACAGCACCAUUGAGUACUCCCAGGACUUCAAGUUCUACAUCACCACCAAGCUGAGGAACCCCCACUACCUGCCCGAGACCUCUGUCAAGGUGACACUCCUAAACUUCAUGAUCACGCCCGAGGGUCUGCAGGACCAGUUGCUAGGCAUUGUGGUUGCCAGGGAACGGCCCGAGCUGGAGGAGGAAAAGAACGCCCUCAUCUUGCAGAGCGCAGAAAACAAGAAGCAACUGAAGGAAAUUGAAGACAAGAUUCUUGAGGUGUUGUCCACGUCAGAAGGCAACAUUCUCGAAGACGAGACCGCCAUCAAAGUGCUCUCAUCCUCCAAAGUGCUGGCUAACGAGAUAUCGGAGAAACAGGCUAUCGCUGAGGAAACCGAGAUAAAGAUCGACACUGCUCGGUUGGGCUACAAGCCGAUAGCGAUCCACUCCACGAUCCUGUUUUUCUCCAUCGCGGACCUGGCAAACAUCGAGCCGAUGUACCAGUACUCUCUGACGUGGUUCAUCAACCUGUUCUGUCUGUCCAUCGAGAACGCGGAGAAGACGGAGGAUCUGAAGAAACGCCUCGAAAAUCUCUACAAUCACUUCACGUACUCGCUCUACUGUAACGUGUGCCGAUCGCUCUUUGAGAAAGAUAAGUUGCUGUUCUCUUUCCUGCUCUGCUCAAACAUCCUGAAGCACAACAAGGAGGUGAACGAGGAUGAGUGGCGCUUCCUGCUCACGGGAGGCAUCGGGCUCGACAACCCGCACUCAAACCCGACCACCUGGUUGCCUGUCCAGUCAUGGGACGAGAUCUGUCGCCUUGACGACCUUCCCAUCUUCAAGAACAUCCGCACCAAGUUUGUGUCCAAUAAGGACGGCUGGAAGGAGGUUUACGACAGCGUGGAGCCCCAACACAUGACGUUGCCCGGAGAGUGGCAGGAGAGACUCGGCUCCUUCCAGAGGCUGCUACUCCUCAGAUGUAUCCGACCGGACAAGGUUGUGCCAGCGAUUCAAGACUUCGUCACAGAGAAGAUAGGCAAGAAAUACAUCGAGCCUCCCCCGUUUGACCUUCCCGGGUCGUUUGGUGACAGUAACAACUGCGCCCCUCUGCUGUUUGUCCUGUCCCCUGGUGGUGACCCCAUGACCUCUCUCUUGAAGUUCGCUGAUGAUCAGGGAUUUGGAGGGGCCAAGUUUGACUCGCUGUCACUUGGUCAAGGUCAGGGACCGAUAGCCCUGCGAAUGAUUGAGAAGGGGACAAAGGAGGGCACCUGGGUGAUGCUACAGAACUGCCACCUCGCCACAUCAUGGAUGACCACCCUGGAAAAGAUCUGCGAGGAGCUGAAUCCCGAGACGACCCACCCAGAUUUCCGCCUGUGGCUGACAAGCUACCCAUCCAACACGUUCCCGGUGUCCAUCCUGCAGAACGGAGUCAAGAUGACCAACGAGCCGCCUAAGGGCCUGCGAUUCAAUGUCAUGAGGUCGUACCUGUCCGACCCAAUAUCUGAUAUGGAGUUCUUCAAUUCGGUCGAGAAAAACAAGUCAGCCUGGAAGAAGCUGCUGUUCGGCCUCUGUUUCUUCCACGGGAUCAUCCAGGAGCGCAGGAAGUUUGGGCCCCUCGGUUGGAACAUCCCGUACGAGUUCAAUGAGACUGACCUUCGUAUCAGUGUGCGACAGUUGAACAUGUUCCUCAACGACUAUGACGAUGUCCAAUAUGACGCCAUUCGCUACCUCACUGGCGAGUGUAACUACGGUGGUCGUGUGACAGACGAUCGUGACCGACGCACGCUGCACAGCAUCCUCAACAAGUUCUACUGCAAGGGCAUCAUCGCUGAUGACAAGUACUACUUCGACAACUCCGAGCUGUACUUUGCACCGCCAGACGGCGAGUACGAGACGUACGUCGAGUACAUCAAGAGUCUGCCCCACAAUGCCAAGCCGGGAAUCUUCGGCAUGCACGACAACGCCGACAUCACUAAGGACCAGGCUGAGACCCGUAUACUCUUUGAAAACAUCCUUCUCACGCAGUCCCAAGGAGAGGCUAGAGCUUCGUCAGGUGGCGGCCGCUCAACAGACGACAUUGUGGACGAAGUGGCAGCAGACAUUAUCAGCAAACUGCCACCGAACUUUGACACCGACGCAGCGCUGCGCCGAUACCCGACCUCGUACAAGCAGAGCAUGAACACGGUGCUCGUGCAGGAAAUGGGGCGUUUUAACCGGCUGUUGUCGGUCAUCCGGAGCAGUCUGGUUAACAUCCGGAAGGCAAUUAAGGGUCUGGUAGUGAUGUCGGCUGACCUUGAGAAUGUGACCUUGAGCAUCCUGAAGGGCAAGCCCCCCGUGAUGUGGAUGAAGCGAUCAUACCCUUCUCUGAAGCCCCUCGGCUCCUACGUCACUGACUUCCUGGCUAGACUGGCCUUCCUUCAGGACUGGUUUGAUAAUGGGGCUCCCACAGUAUUCUGGAUUUCCGGCUUCUACUUCACUCAGGCUUUCCUGACUGGCGCUCAGCAGAACUACGCCCGUAAAUACACCAUACCCAUCGACUUGCUCGCCUUUGACUAUGAGAUCCUGGCGGAUAAAGAGUACACAACGCCUCCUGAUGAUGGUGUCUAUGUGAAGGGUCUAUUUCUGGAGGGAGCUCGCUGGGACAGGAAGACCCACCUCCUUGGAGAGUCUCUGCCAAAGAUACUCUUCGAUCCAGUACCCGUGAUCUGGGUGAAGCCUUGCAAGCGUGCAGAUCUGGUUGAGGAAGGCGUCUAUCACAUACCCGUGUACAAGACGAGCGAGCGUCGCGGUGUGCUGUCAACCACUGGCCACUCCACCAACUACGUGAUCGGGAUGCUCAUCCCGACGGACAAGCCCGAAGACCACUGGGUCCAGCGGGGAGUGGCCAUGCUCUGCCAGCUCGACAACUAAACGGGCCCGAGCUCGAUCUUAGUUGUCGUCCGCUGGUAGACCAUUGAAUUUAAGUAAAAGCAGAGGUGUGAUUUUUCAAUGACAAAUCAAUUUAACAAAUAGUUAUUAACUUUUAUUGAUUUAUAUACAAACGAAGAGUUUAAUUUAAUCCUAUAAGGGGAGUAGGGCAUUUUUCUCCCAUGAAAUGGUUCUUAAAUCACACCCCUGAAAAAAUAGACAAACAAUUUGGCCACUUGUUAAUUGUAAAAAUUGCGCUGCUUUGGUCCUGUUCUUUGGGUAUGAAAUUUGGCAAUGUUCAAAUAACUUUAUUUUCUUUUCAAAUUUGUUUUACAUAUCCAUGAAUGGGGCACCCAGUUGGUAUUCGUGAUUCUGUCCAUAAUAUACACUAGAUCUAUAUUGUGAUCUUGUUGGUGGAUUGACCAAUGCUUUGUUUUUGCAACUUAUACUUGCAUCACUAUUUUAACCUAUUUAUUUGUACUUGUUUUGACACAGACUUUUAUAUUAUAAGUGCAUUUAUGUGAUUUAAUAAACAAUGGACUUUAGUGUAGCGUGUUUUUUUUUUGCAGUUGUGUUUUUUUCUGAACAUUUCUUUGAUCAAAAUGUGUAAUGUUUGAAAUGUAUUUUAAGUUUGUUAAAUAUUUUGAACUAUUGUUUACAAAGUCCGUCCUUUAUUAUUAUUAUAGUUACUAUUUAUUAAACUUUGAGUUAUAAAAUAAAUAAUUAAUGAUAUUUCACUAAAGAUGGUGUUGAAUGUUAGUCGGCAAUAACUUGUGACGAAAUCUUUCCUAAAAGGAAUUGUUUAAGCGCUUGAUGUAUGUCUUUAAAUAUUUAAAGAAAAACAGGACACUAUUUUAAAAAUUUAUAUUUUUAUGUAAUUAUUUGUGCUUCACAUUAUGAUUGUUGUACCUAUAGUUGAUAUGUCUGUGAUAAUUGUGUAUACAUUCCAAUUGUGGAGACUGUUAUACACUACAGUUGUGUAUUUGUAUCCGUGUGCUUAACAAUAAUCAUAACUUUAAGAGGCGUAAACCAAUUAUAAUAAUGUUGUUUAUACAUUAGCAUCACAAUAUUUUUUAUCUGAAAUAAAACCUCACUAGCAAUUGACUUAAACAAUAAGGCGAUCUGAAAUGAUGUUUUAUGACAAACAAUUUAAAAAAAAAACAAUUAUUAACACAACAAGACAAUAUUGUCAUAGAUGUUGAUUUAACCUGUGAUAGUUACAUUUCAACUGCUGAUGUUUUGUCGUUACUUGUUUUUUCUAAGGUUUUCCUUCUGUUUUGUUGUACUUAUCAGAUGAGCAGGAAUGUCAAUAUAGCCAAAUUUUAUGAGAAAAACUGCAUACAAAUAGACAAUAUUUUAGAUAAUUUAGAACAAUGUUUUUUACACACAAUUAAACAACUGCUGAUAUUGGUAUGCAUGUACUUUAGUCUUUUGUUGAUGACUUGUAAAAAAAAAGUUAAUCAUUUGUCUUUAAUUUCUUAAAUAAAUUGUCUGGUGGAA